Paramisgurnus dabryanus is the source of this 5530-nucleotide messenger RNA. RefSeq names its product RAB11 family interacting protein 2 (class I) (gene rab11fip2). Gene Ontology annotation, cellular component: phagocytic cup; endosome. Gene Ontology annotation, molecular function: small GTPase binding. NCBI's taxonomy places the organism in Eukaryota, Metazoa, Chordata, Actinopteri, Cypriniformes, Cobitidae. The record is from RefSeq and is a predicted model, not a curated record. Gene Ontology annotation, biological process: regulated exocytosis.
AGGAAGUAGGAAGUCGAGUACAAGGCUGAUGUGGAUGUGGAAAACCACACAUUUCUUUAAGAUGAAUUAGUGUCGAUUAAAGCAAUUUACUCACGUCCAUCCAUCACAAAUGUUGAGAUUUUUUACCGGUUUACUAAACCGAUGAUACCACAGCUAGUGUCGCGUGUUACCUGCGCUGGGAAAACAUGACUGACAGUUUUAGAUUACCUAUGAAGGGUGAACGUGUUUCUGCGGUGGUGACGCCCGUCAUUAUUUACCUCUAUUAAUAGAUGCGACUCCCUGCAUUACCAAUGACAGAUAUUUAAUUCCCACACUGUAGACACUAGCUUUGUUUAUUUAUUAUAAUUUUUUUAAUUCACCAAUCGGUUACUUAUUUCUAGUGAUUUCAAACUAAACAAUAUGCUAAGGCAAAUUUAAUGAUUAAAGCACUAAAGUUUAUCAUUCUUAAUUACUUAUGAGUUUCAUACUCAUAAAUAUUCACCCAAAUUCAUAUUUUGACACCUAAAGUCAUCAUGUCAUUGGCUGAACAGUCACAGAAGUGGUUUCCAACUCAUGUCCAAGCUACCGUACUUCAAGCAACAGACCUGCAACCAAAGGGCAAGAAUGGCACCAAUGAUGCCUACACUAUCAUCCAGCUGGGUAAAGAGAAAUACUCCACAUCAGUGAUGGAGAAAACCCUCAGCCCGGUGUGGAAGGAAGAGGCAUCCUUUGAACUGCCAGGUUUACUCAUGGAGAGCAAUCCAGAGGUUUAUGAGCUCUGCCUCACUGUGAUGCACAGGUCUCUGGUUGGGCUGGACAAGUUUUUGGGACAAAAGAUCAUCAGCUUGAAUGAGAUAUUUGACAAUAAGGAGCGACGGAAAACUGACUGGUACACCCUAGACUCACGACCAGGUAAGAAGAGGAAAGACAGAGGAAAGAUUCAGGUUAGCAUCCAGUUCAUGCGAAACAACAUGACCGCCAGCAUGUUCGAUCUGUCAAUGCGAGACAAACCCAGAUCGCCUUUCUCCAAGCUCAAGGAGAAGAUGAAGGGUCGCAAGCAUGACGGAGCCUUUUCAGACACAUCAUCUGCCAUCCUUCCACGCUCAGGACUGAGCGAAACAGAUUCUCUACCAGACCAGCAUCAGCACCCUCAGGCUCCUCCUGCACCCAAGCCAAAACGCUCGCUGCUCACUGGGACGCAGAAACUUUCAGCUGCUCACUCCAUGUCUGAUCUAUUCAGGCCCAAACUGGACUCUAUUGGGGACAAAGGAGUCACUGCAUCUCACAGACACUCUCAGAGUGAUGGAGUUGGCUUGCCAGCCAGCGACGUUCCAUGUGAUCCUUUUUCCGACAUCGGAGACAACAUGCCCCAAAAGUUUGCUACUCUCCCACGUAACCGCAAUCCCUUCGAGGGAGAUCAGGCAAUGACAUGGGGAACGGAGAAGAAGGAAAAGAAGGAGAAACUCGGUCUUCUGGGCAGAGUGACUGGGAAGAAAGAAGGAAAAAAGAAUGGGACAAAAACUGGCAGCUCUGGAGACCUGCGAUCUCCAAACCCCUUUACUUCAAGUGAAACCAACCCAUUCAUCUCACACUACAAAUCCAGUGACAACAUGAGAAAUCCCAGCAGUAAUGAGGACCUCACUCAGAAAUCCAAAACCUCUCCUGGCAAAAAGCUUGGUGUAAAAAACACAAGAGAACAUGAGCUUGAACAUCUACAGACAAAUAUGGCGGCGUACGGCAGCCUCUCCUUUGAGGAAGUUGUACAGGAGCUCAUCAAGCAGAAGGAGGUGGUGAAAAAGAAAGAUGCUCAUAUUCGGGAGCUGGAGGACUACAUUGAUGACCUGCUGGUCAGGGUCAUGGAGGAGACACCAAGCAUCUUAAGAACACCAUAUGAGCCUAAGAGAAAAGCUGGGAAGUUCUCUAAGAAGUAAAGAUGCUCUUCAGAGUCUGGAGUGUGAGACCUAGUGUAUUGUUACUGCGAAUUAAAUUAUUAAUGUUAAAGGACAUCUUGGUGGUGUUCAUGGACAUUUAGAUUUUAUGUCAAGGAUUUCUUGUGAAGGAUGAUGGGCGCUAAAUGUGGUGAUGCCAAAAACCCUUUAAGUUUUUGUGUCAAUAUUAUUUUGUUUAUUUUUAGAUAAUAUAACUGAUACUGGCAACCAUUUUCGAAAAAAUUCAUAAGCAGCCAUUCAAAGAUGAUUUGUGUGAUGAGACCAAUAUUAUGUUUGUGCCGAAAAUAGCCUUUUACUUUGGAUUCAGUCAGUGGAAGUGAAUUCAGCACUUAAUACUAUCAGUAAUACUGUGUUUUACAUUCAUUAUUUUGUAAAGGUAUGACUGGGGUUGACUGUGCAUAUGAGGCCUUUAAUUUACAUAUCCUGCAAAAACAUGUUUUGGUUACAUAAAGAAAUGCAUUUAUUACUGUGAGAUCAAUAAAUAAUUACUGGAUGUAUUCGCACCAGUGUGUACGGUUUACCGGAGGACCACGCUGGGUUUGACAGGGUAGUAUUCUUCUAUUGAUGUUGAAGGUAUUAACACUGUAGACGAUAUUGGUAUUUCAUGGGUACCUGGUUGAUAGGAUUGUAAGAUUUUGGUAUUGGACUCUUUGGUACUUUCACAAAGGAUACGUAUGUAAAAGAUACACUGGUACGGAGUUACACUACUACAUAUUUAUUUCAAGUUUGAUUCCUAUAAACAAAAUAUGUGUAGAACACUGUUCAAUCAAAAAAAAAAAAAAACUAAGAAACUGCCUUUGACAUUCAGCACAGAAGUAUUUCAAAGCCCAUUUUGAAUGUCAUAUAAAGUCAUGUACAUUAAAAAAUGCUAAGUUAAACCCACAGGAAGUAUUUGGUAUAUCUGCUUUAAUCACUGUGGGAGUAUUUCAUCAAAAAUAAUUCAUUAUGUAUAAAACCAUUUCUUUACAGUGUUUAGCAUGCUUUACAGAACGAAAUAGACAAAAGGUAGCUUAACUUAAAUAGAAGAAAAUUGUUUACAAAUGUCUUUAUAGUACAUUGAAAGCUUUUGCUUCUGGAUAGUUUGAAUGACCUUUGCAGGACACUGACAGCGUUUAUCGUGAUUUAAAUUUUGUAGCACAUAUCAUUCUUGAUAAUUGAGUAUCUACUGUACAGUAUUUUACAGUAUCAGAGUGAAAGCUGUACUGUGGUGGUGCAUCUGGGCACCAAAUAUUUAAAACUGUAUAUUAGAGAAAAUGAUUGUUGAAAGAAAUGAUUGUAGUGGUGACUUGGUAUACUACUAUACUAUAACCCUUAAGUAUGUUAGCCCUUCAUGUGUUCACAUAACUCGCAGAGCAAAUAUUUAGGCCAUUUUUUAAUUUUUUUGUAUGUAUACUCUCUCUCUGUAUAUCUGUGGAAAGCUUCCCAGACCAUGGUAAAAACACUGCUGGUUAGCCUUGCUGUAAUACUGGAUCAUAACAAGUGUUGUAUUCUUAUAAUUCUUUAAAUUAUUGAUGUCUUGUUUCAUGUAGGUUUGAUUUACUGAUGUUGGAGAGGUUUACAUGUAUGUAAGAUUUUUGUUGAAAUUCAGUGUUACACAGUUCAGUGCUCUUUUGAGAGUCAAUUUGAAAAUGAGAUGUUUUGUGCAACCAUAUCAUCCUGUACAAGAACAUAUUUUGAUUCACUUCUAGGAUACACUUCUAGGCUAUAUUUAUUAGGCUUAAAGCAUUUUUCUUUCAAUUAUUACAAAAAUAUGCUACAGAUUUAAUCACCUUAUGUAUCAGUUUUUUUUCUUUUCUUUUUUUGUCAUUUGCCAAAAUUAUGCAAUUGAAUGUGAUUAAGUGUAGAAAAGUUACUGUAUAUCAAAUGAUCUACAUACCCCCAGUCUUGUGUAGAUUAUGCAUUGUAUAUUCCUUAAUUUUCCUUUAUUUUUCUAGAGCUUGCGAUCAAAUUAGGCUCCGAAUGUGUUCUGAUUUGCUGUACGUGGCAUUUUUAAAAUAAGAUGUGCUGAAGAUGUGCUGAAUCAUGUGAGCAGUAUGUAUUGUAUUUUUUCCCUGUUUUAGCAGAGCACUUUUUCUUUCUUGUCUGAAAACUGGAACUGCUAUGCAUCUAUCUUUACAGCAAUUCUGUUUGGUAUUCAACAGUGUUGGGGAAAGUUACUUUUAAAAGUAAUGCAUUACAAUAUUAAGUUUCUCCCCAAAAAAGUAACUAAUUGUGUUACUUAGUUACUUUUCAUGAAAAGUAAUGCUUGCGUUACUUUUAAGUUACUUUUGCGUUACUUUUUCUCACUUGGCUGAGGCUUGAUCUCUUUCAGGCCUUGCCAGUGUUUUUAUGAUCGCAAAAAUGUCAAACUUAGGCCUGCCAUCAUCUUUUCUGACUCAAACUGUUUCCGCUCAGUCGCACAGAGUGCAUAAUUCUACGUUAAUAUGUUCAAUUUAAUUCAGUACAUUAUUUUUUUUAUUGAAUUAAUUAAACUGAAAAGUAACUCGCAUAAUUUUUUUUUACAAAGUCACUCAAAUAUUAAUGUGUACAUUUAUAAAGUAAUGUGUUACUUUACUCGUUACUUCAGAAAAGUAAUAUUAUUACGUAAUGCACGUUACUUGUAAUGCGUUACCCCCAACACUGGUAUUCAAUGUAUUUUGACCAAUCAGCAAUAUCUGUAAUGACACAAACAGUGUUGAUCACCAUGUGUCGAUCAUUUAGCACUUAUGUUAUCACACAGUAUACAGCUGGAAGGAAGCAACUACAUUCAUUUAUUUAUGCUUGCACUCAUACUAAUAUGUGUGUAUUUGGAUCAAUAAUGUUGGUGGCCCAGAAUAUAAGACCUUUUAAAAAAGUUAAAAACUUUUUUCUACAAAAAAGUAUUUUUUUAUUCUUUAACUUGAUUUACUAUAUAUCUUUGGUUUAAAACUUUUAAUUUAUAUACAUGCAGUUGCAGUAAUUAUACUUUUAGUAUUGCUACUUUUUUCUGAUAUUUCUUUUAAAGGUUGUUUAGUUAGAUUCAUAUACAGUAGCUUCUUUUGGUCAAUUUGAUCAAUUAAUUUUUCAUGAUUAUCUUGAAUAACAUACAAAACUAAAAUGAAACAAGACAGACAAAAGUUUAAAUAAAAAAUGAAUAGCACUGAACAAGACAUGUUUUUAUUAUUAUUUUUAUUUUUUUGCCAUUUAGUCUCUUGUAUGCAUUAAUAUCUGGUGCAUAAACCAGUUUCAAGUAUUCUGUAUUAGAGUACAUGUAUAUAUGUUUCUACUUUAAUACUUUUUCCUUUAAAAUAUUCUUUCUUCCAAAAACUUUCACUGUGUGUACCUGUAAAUAACGCUGCAUAGAGUAUAGAUAUUUUCCUUCAGACUUUCCUCACGGUAUUAAAAGCAUAGUUAUCAUGAAAAUUAAUUUUGUUACCAAAACACUUUUCUGUAUGUUGCGAAAAUUCAUUAUUUUGUGUAGCUGUAGUUCUUCAUGACUCAUCCAGAACUAACAGCUUCUGGGUCUUUGCAUACUUGGCAUGCAGCAUGAAUGAGUAGAAAAGAAAGAUGAGUGUACAGUAUUGUCUCUGUGGCUACCAUUUAAAAAUGAUGGUAGAUCCCCUUUCAAUAAAUCUUCCACACUU